GGUACGCAUCGGAAGACGGCCGUAGAUAUAUAUCCUUUCAUCAGUGACCGAGCUUCCACCCACCAGCAUUUCAGUGCACGGCCGACUCAUGAAUUUCCGCUCCAUCCUUCUCUUCAUCUCUCUUCUCGCCUCUGCAUCUUCCAAAACCCUAACUCCAGACGAUUCUCUCACAUACAUAUGGCCUCUCCCCAAGGAAUUCACGCACGGUAAUGCCACCAUCUCCGUCGAUCCUGAUCUCUCCCUCCAAGUCCGAGGCGACGGUGGAGAUUCUCCCAUCGUCCGUGAGGCUUUCGAGAGAUACAGGUCGACUGUAUUCAAGCACUGCUCCAGGUCCCCUGGUCCUAAAUCCUCUUUCGAUCUUAAAGAGAUCAGGAUCGUCGUUGGAUCCGCUAAUGAAACGCUUCAACUUGGUGUGGAUGAGAGCUAUUCUUUAUAUGUCGCAAAGGACGAUGGACAGUCGAUCAUCGGAGAAGCUAUGAUUGAGGCAAAUACUAUUUAUGGUGCACUGCGUGGAUUAGAGACAUUCAGCCAAUUAUGUACCUUCAAUUAUGAAACUAAAACAGUUGAAGUGAACAAGGCACCUUGGUAUAUUGAAGACGAACCUAGAUUUGCAUUCCGUGGGCUUCUCCUUGAUACCUCACGCCACUAUCAACCGAUUAAUAUCAUAAAGCAAGUAAUUGAGUCAAUGUCAUAUGCUAAACUUAAUGUUCUUCACUGGCACAUCAUAGAUGAAGAGUCAUUUCCUUUAGAAAUUCCUUCAUAUCCUGAUCUGUGGAAAGGUGCAUACACAAAGUGGGAGAGAUACACGGUUGAGGAUGCUUAUGAAAUUGUCAAGUUUCCAAAGGUAUCUUCAUUUCAAUUUCAUGAUUAUUGAUUCACAAUGGCAGGUAUCAACAUUAUGGCUGAAGUAGAUGUCCCUGGUCACGCGGAAUCAUGGGGCAUUGGUUACCCUGAUCUUUGGCCUUCUCCUACCUGUAGGGAGCCACUUGAUGUCUCCCAAAACUUCACAUUUGAUUUGAUUUCAGGCAUUUUGAGAGAUAUGAGAAAAAUUUUCCCAUUUGAGCUUUUCCACUUGGGAGGGGACGAGGUCAACACGGAUUGUUGGAAUUCAACCCCACAUGUGAACCAAUGGCUUCAAGAACACAACAUGACUGGGAAAGAGGCUUAUCAAUAUUUUGUGUUGAAAGCUCAAAAGAUUGCACUUGCUCAAAAUUGGACCCCUGUCAACUGGGAAGAAACCUUCAACACAUUCAAGGCAAACCUUAAUCCAAGGACAGUGGUACAUAAUUGGUUGGGCCCUGGUGUUUGUCCACAAGUUGUUGCUAAAGGUUUCAGAUGCAUCAUGAGCAACCAAGGAGUAUGGUAUCUUGACCAUCUGGAUAUUCCUUGGGAGGAUUUCUAUAACAGCGAGCCAUUGGAAGGAAUAAAUGAUGCUUCACAACAAAAACUUGUACUUGGAGGUGAAGUAUGCAUGUGGGGUGAGACAGCUGAUGCUUCCGAUGUUCAGCAAACAAUAUGGCCACGUGCUGCAGCAGCUGCAGAGCGCAUGUGGAGCAACAGGGAGGACACGUCUACUGCAAAUAUAAACUCAACUGUAUUGCCGAGGUUGGAAUACUUCAGAUGCCUGCUCAAUCGUCGUGGAGUUCCAGCGGCUCCUGUCACAAACUACUACGCCCGGAAGCCUCCUACUGGUGCCGGAUCAUGCUAUGUGCAAUAAACGCGAUGUGUUACUACGUUUGAAGUUUCAUUUUCACAUCUGUAAUUUACCCAAGGCUACAGCUCUUCAGACAAAAGGGAAUUUGUUUGGGAAUCUGGUGUUCUACAGGUGAUCUCCCAUAAUUAUUAAUGCAAUUUGGCUUGUGUCGAACAA
Messenger RNA from Magnolia sinica, 1870 nucleotides. RefSeq names its product beta-hexosaminidase 1. Lineage: Eukaryota; Viridiplantae; Streptophyta; Magnoliopsida; Magnoliales; Magnoliaceae. The transcript has 15 exons. The record is from RefSeq and is a predicted model, not a curated record. Gene Ontology annotation, biological process: glycosaminoglycan metabolic process; carbohydrate metabolic process. Gene Ontology annotation, cellular component: membrane. Gene Ontology annotation, molecular function: beta-N-acetylhexosaminidase activity.